AUGAAGGGCUUUCCGCCUGCCAUCCCACUUUCUGAUCCCAGAGCUGGAAUCCUGCCCCAGUACCCAACAUUUUGGCCAUAGGCCUUCCAAGGACUGGAGGGUUUCCCGUACAUCAUGGAGGGUAUGUUGUAUCCCAGCCAGGCACCUCUGUCUUUGAGUAUAUACAAAAGUUCCUACAUGGCCGACUACAAGGACUUCAGCAAUUACAAACCCCAUCUGGAAAAUCCUGAGGAGCAACGGAGGGUCGAACUCCAGUUACGGCAGAAAGAAUUUUGCCCACCUGUUUCCACACCUACAUCGAUGCUGGCGAAAGGAUACCCAGCUUUUAGGGAGCCCCAAAUGACAGCAAGAGACCUAGAUACCUCCACCUUCACUCAGAAACUAGCCCAGAAGGCCCCUCAGGAACAGCCCAGAAUCUGCCCUAGUGAUUAUCAUCCUUCCUUGGACCCAAAUCGAAUACCGGUCCACAAAACCAGGUAUCAGUCUAAGAGAUUCCCGAAGCCUCUGCAACUUAAUUAUCCACUUCCUGAGCUUGGUGAACAGAGGGAGCCGACUGGCACACAAUUCCCCUCGGAGCAGAAACCUACCCCGUUUCGAUGGGGACCCUUGAAACCAUUUUACCUAUAG
Molecule: messenger RNA, 627 nt
Organism: Dromiciops gliroides (monito del monte)
Lineage: Eukaryota; Metazoa; Chordata; Mammalia; Microbiotheria; Microbiotheriidae
Gene: SPMIP9
Product: testis expressed 37
Exons: 4
Cellular component (GO): cytoplasm
Source: RefSeq, a predicted model, not a curated record